CGCGGGGUAAAAAGGAACUGAAAGAUCAAAACACCGAAAAAACGUGAAAAAUUUGAAGUUUAAUUAAAAUUUAACGUAAUAAGUAUUUUUAAUUAUUUUAUAGCUUUUUAAUCAAAAAACUUGUUACCGAAUUAUUCAACAUGCCAUUUACUGUAGGAAUUCUAACAGUGAGUGACAGAUGCUACUUAGGUCAAACUGAAGACAAAAGUGGAGAAGCAAUUGAAAAUGAAUUUAAAGUGGAAUACUUGGGCAAAGCUGAAGUGGUCAUCAAAGCAUGCGUACCCGACGAAACACUUUCUAUACAGGAAAAAUUGAUCGAAUGGUCCAAGGAUAACGUGAAUUUGAUCAUCACCACAGGAGGUACAGGAUUCGCUCCGAGAGAUGUUACUCCUGAAGCUACAAAGGCUGUCAUCGAAAAAGAAGCUAAUGGAAUGUCGAUGGCGUUAAUCAGUGGCAGUUUAAAGAUCACUCCUUUUGCAAUGUUAUCAAGAUUAGUAUGUGGUAUACGAAAUCGUACAUUGAUAGUAAACUUUCCCGGUAGUCCAAAAGCUUGUACCGAAUGCUUGUUGAUUUUAAGGCCAAUUUUAUGCCACGCUAUUGACGUAAUUAGAAGUGAACCAACGGCUAACGAAUUACACGAAAAAAUGAUUUCGAAGCCGAACACCGGUUGUGAUCGUCACCAGUGUCACAGCAAAGUGGAUAUUAGUAAAGUAGCCAAUCGAAAGAGGCAUUCGCCUUAUCCAAUGAUCCUAGUAAAAGAUGCUCAAACCAUUAUUUUAAAUGCUAUCACAAUCCAACCUCCUACCACCGUCGAUAUCAAGGAUGCUUUGGGAUAUAUUUUACAAUCGGAUAUCUAUGCUAAAGAACCCUUCCCUCCGUUUCGAGCUUCGGUAAAAGAUGGCUACGCUGUGAUCGCUUCAGAUGGGGCUGGAAAGAGAAAAGUUGUCUCCGGAUCUAUCGCAGGAGAAUCGAGUCAGAAACUUGUCCAACCAGGAGAAUGCAUCAGGGUAACGACAGGUGCUCCAAUUCCUCAAGGAGCCGAUGCUGUGAUCCAAGUCGAAGACACCAAGCUGAUAUCCGCCGACAGUACUGGUACUUCGGAGAUAGAAAUAGAAAUUUUGAAAGCUCCCAGAGUUGGAUUAGAUAUUCGAGAAAUUGGUUCAGAUAUUGAACAGAAUACAUUACUAUUGAACGCUGGAAAUAUUUUAACUCCGUCAGCGUUGGGUAUACUGGCCACUGUGGGAGUUUGUCAAGUACCUGUUGUAAGUCGUCCGAAAAUUGGUAUUCUAUCUACUGGAAAUGAAAUACAAGAACCUCAAGAAGAACUUUCGUUCGGAAAAAUUAGAGAUAGUAAUAAAAUUACCUUAAUAACGUUACUGAAAGAAUAUGGUUACGAUGCUGUUGAUUUUGGGAUCGUUAUAGACGAACCGACUGUAGUUCUGAAUAAAAUCCAAACUGCCAUAAAAGAAGUCGAUAUUCUUGUAACAUCUGGUGGCGUUUCAAUGGGAGAACGUGAUAUUUUAACUGAUGUCAUGAUUACCGAUUUAAAAGCUACUCUCCAUUUCGGUCGCAUUAAUAUGAAACCAGGCAAACCCACCAAGUUUUUCUCGAUACCUUUUGAAAACGGAAAAAAGUUCCUAUUUGGAUUACCUGGUAAUCCUGUUUCGGCUACGGUUACAUGCCACUUGUUCGUACUACCAGCUCUUAAACGUAUGAGUGGAGUUUUAAAUCCUAGUCCUACAAUUAUUAAAGCUCAACUGUGUCAUGAAGUUACCUUAGAUGAUCGUUACGAAUACGCCAGAGGAAUUUGCUACUGGGUCGAAAAUGAUCCGGUGCCUUGGGUUACCUUAGCUGGAAACCAAAUAAGUUCCAGAAUGCUGAGCAUGGUGCACGCAAAUUGUCUCAUUUAUUUACCCGUUGCCACCGAAACCAUCAACUCACUUCCAAUUGGUCAUAUUUUGGAUGCCGAAAUUAUCGGUAAAUGGUAAAAAAAAAAUUCGGUGAAUUAUACAUAAAAAUGAAUUUAUUUACACAAUUGUCAGAUUAUGAAAAAAUAAUGAUGUUUUUUUAAAUACUAUAAAAUAUAUACAAAUAAAUUCGUAUUUUUAUACAAUAAAAAAUGUUUAAAAUUGGCACAUAAUUUAUUCUUAAAUACUACAGAAUAACUUUUGUAAUCAAGUUUUACGCGGUUCUCUCGAUGCUGUAUUUUUUCUUAUGAAUACUCUCCAAUUUCUCUGUGAUAGUCGAUAGAUAAUUCGUAAAGCCGGUUGGUUUACU
Planococcus citri (citrus mealybug) is the source of this 2277-nucleotide messenger RNA. RefSeq names its product Molybdenum cofactor synthesis protein cinnamon (gene cin). Gene Ontology annotation, molecular function: molybdopterin molybdotransferase activity. The transcript has 13 exons. Lineage: Eukaryota; Metazoa; Arthropoda; Insecta; Hemiptera; Pseudococcidae. Gene Ontology annotation, biological process: gamma-aminobutyric acid receptor clustering; molybdenum incorporation into molybdenum-molybdopterin complex; postsynaptic neurotransmitter receptor diffusion trapping. The record is from RefSeq and is a predicted model, not a curated record. Bases 141 to 1988 code for a protein of 615 amino acids. Gene Ontology annotation, cellular component: cytoplasm; postsynaptic membrane; dendrite.